Elgaria multicarinata webbii is the source of this 3345-nucleotide messenger RNA. RefSeq names its product contactin 2 (gene CNTN2). NCBI's taxonomy places the organism in Eukaryota, Metazoa, Chordata, Lepidosauria, Squamata, Anguidae. The coding region runs from base 136 to 3249 and encodes 1037 amino acids. Gene Ontology annotation, cellular component: plasma membrane; axon. The record is from RefSeq and is a predicted model, not a curated record. The transcript is spliced from 23 exons. Gene Ontology annotation, biological process: axon guidance; cell-cell adhesion; brain development. Gene Ontology annotation, molecular function: cell-cell adhesion mediator activity.
UCGGGGGCUCCGAGGCUUUCCGCGCCCAGGCACGCUGCGCACAACACGUGCCGAUCCGGCCACUCUCCGCCCAAGAAUCACACUCCUCUCUUCCAUUCUGUUUGCUGAACUGUAAUACACACCCUGAAGCCUACAAUGGGAGCAUCUUCAGAACUUGUCUUACUUUCAAUAGGUGUCGUCUCUUUUAUAGUGUGGUGGCCAGCAGAAAGUACUGUAAGGAACUAUGGGCCAGUCUUUGAAGAACAACCACGCAACACCCUCUUUCCCGAAGGAUCAACAGAAGAGCAAAUAUUGUUGACUUGCCAAGCACGAGCCAGCCCUCCAGCUACCUACAGGUGGAAAAUGAAUGGCACCGAGAUCAAAAUAGAGCCAGAAUCCCGUCAUAGGUUGAAUGGGGGCAACCUGGUGAUAAGCAACCCAAAGAAAGCCAAAGAUGCCGGAUCCUACCAGUGUGUGGCAUCCAACUCCGUGGGCACAGUAGUCAGCAGAGAAGCUUCUGUUCACUUUGGCUUUUUGCAGGAAUUUUCUACAGAAGAGCGAGACCCAGUGAGGACUACAGAGGGCUGGGGGGUGAUGUUUUCUUGCCACCCACCCGCACAUUACCCAGGACUUGCAUACCGCUGGUUUGUGAAUGACUUCCCCAACUUCAUCCCAGCAGACGGAAGGCGCUUCAUCUCCCAGACCACCGGAAACCUUUACAUUGCUAAGACAGAGGCGUCUGAUCUUGGCAACUACUCCUGCUUUGCCACCGGCCACAUUGACUCUAUUAAAAAGAGCGUUUUUAGCACGUUUUCACAGCUCAAUCUUGUCAGAGAAGAUUCCAGACCAUAUGCUCCAAGCAUUAAAGCCAAGUUUCCUUCUGAUACUUAUGCUCUGGCUGGGCAGCUGGUGGCCUUGGAGUGUUUUGCCUUUGGGAACCCUGUCCCUCGAAUAAAAUGGCGAAAGUUGGAUGGUAGCCAAACCUCAGCGUGGAUCACAACUGAGCCCCUCCUGCAGCUUAAAGAGGUUGGCUUUGAAGAUGAGGGCACUUACGAGUGUGAAGCUGAGAAUGCCCAAGGAAAAGAUACCUAUCGGGGCCGCAUCAUCAUCCAAGCUCAGCCAGAAUGGCUGAAGGUCAUCACAGACAGAGAGGCUGACAUCGGAUCAGACCUCCACUGGAGCUGCGCUGCAGCUGGCAAGCCGAGGCCUACAAUUCGAUGGCUGCGGAACGGACGACCAUUAACUUCCCAGAAUCGCAUUGAAGUGAACAGCGGGGAUUUGAGGAUUUUCAAGUUAACAAUGGAGGACUCUGGGAUGUACCAGUGUGUAGGAGAGAACAAACAUGGCAACAUUUAUGCAAGUGCUGAAUUGUAUGUGCAAGCCUUUGCUCCAGAUUUUCGGCUAAACCCGGUGAGGCGACUGAUUCCCGCAGCUCGAGGUGGAGAAAUUAUCAUCCAUUGCCAGCCAAAAGCUGCACCGAAGGCCAUUAUAACCUGGACAAAAGGGACUGAAGUUCUGAGCAAUAGUUCAAGCACAACUAUCACUCCAGAUGGUACCUUGAUUAUUCGGAAUAUUACCAAGUCAGAUGAGGGGAAAUACACUUGCUUUGCUGAGAAUUUCAUGGGCAAAGCAAACAGCACAGGAGUCCUGUCAGUUCGAGAUGCCACUAAAAUCACCCUUGCGCCUUCCAGUGCUGACAUUAACGUGGGUGAGAACAUUACACUCCAGUGCCAUGCUUCUCAUGACCCAACAAUGGACCUCACCUUCACCUGGGGCCUAGAUGACGUUCUCCUUGACUUUGGCAAGUCUGAAGGCCACUACAAACGAGCUAGUACUAAAGAGAACAUUGGAGACCUUUUGGUCUUGAACGCUCAGCUGAAACAUGCUGGCCGAUAUACUUGCACAGCCCAGACGGUGGUGGACUGUGCUUCUGAGUCAGCCACUCUAGUUGUAAGAGGUCCUCCAGGCCCUCCUGGGGGGUUGGUGGUGCAGGACAUCAAGGACACUACUGUGCAGCUGAGCUGGAGUCGAGGCUCUAAUAACCACAGCCCUAUUGCCAAAUAUAUCAUCCAGGCUUGCAGUCUGGUCUUCCCCAAAUGGAAACAAGUGCGCACCAAUCCUGCAAAUAUUGAAGGCAAUUCCGAGACGGCCCAAGUGGCCAACCUCAUACCAUGGAUGGAUUAUGAAUUUCGGGUCUUGGCCAGCAACAUUCUUGGAGUUGGAGAUCCCAGUAUGCCAUCUGCCAAGAUCCGCACCAAAGAAGCAGCCCCUACUGUUGCACCAUCUGGGCUCAGUGGAGGAGGAGGAGCACCUGGUGAACUCAUCAUCAACUGGACGCCAAUGAAACGGGAGUACCAAAAUGGAGAUGGCUUUGGAUAUCUGCUUGCUUUCCGAAAAGAAGGCACCCAGACAUGGAAGACUGCACUUGUGCAACAUGCAGAAUCGUUACAUUAUGUUUAUCGCAAUGAGACUAUUGCACCCUAUACACCAUUUGAAGUGAAGAUCAAGGCCUUCAACAGGAAGGGGGAGGGGCCUGAGAGCCUGGUGUCCAUUGUGCAUUCUGCUGAAGAAGAACCAAGAGUGGCUCCCUCUAACGUCACAGUCAAAGGAGUUCUGGCCACAGAAAUGGAUGUUUCUUGGGAUCCUGUGGAGCACCGUGAUUUUAACGGAGUCCUUUUGGGCUAUGAGAUCCGGUACUGGAAACAUGGGGACAAAGAAGAGGCUGCUGACAGAGUGAGGACAGCUGGCCUCGUCAACUCAGCACACGUGACAGACCUCCACCACAACACCAAGUACCACGUGGCAGUUCGAGCUUACAACGGGGCAGGGACAGGGCCACCCAGUCCCCCCACCAGUUUCAUGACAACAAAGCCACCACCAAAAAAGCCACCUGGCAACAUCUCCUGGAAGUUUUCCAGCUCCAGUGUAAGCAUCAAAUGGGAUCCUGUGAUUGCCAGUGCACAUGAGUCUGCCGUCACUGGGUACAAGAUGCUGUACCAGCCAGACUCGCACUCCACUCCUAUUCUGUACGUAGCCAACAAUAAUCGGAUUGAGAUCCCUGUUCCAGAACACUCCACACAUGCAAUGGUGCAAAUUAGGACAACUGGUCCAGGCGGAGAUGGCGUUCCAGUAGAGGUGCACAUCCUGAAGAACAGUGGCACAAGUAUGAUGGUGGAAAGUCCAGCAAGUCCUCCCGUUGCACAUACAGCAGCAGCUGCCCUCGCUCACUCACUCCUAAUGUUUGCUCUGAUUCGCUCCUUGGAGCUCUGAUACCAGCCCCUAUAAUGGAGACCUAUGGAAUGAGCUUCCUCCUAGUCCAGUUGGAGCAAGUCAACAGUUGACCAUUAGGACUACUCUACUACACAU